AUGCUCCCGCCACUCGUCACGCUGGCCUUUGCCGCCAUCACGUCCGCCCAUAGCGUCAUAUCCUAUCCCGGCUGGAGAGGCAACAGUCUCAUCACCAACGCCACCUUCCCCUACGGCAUGCAGUGGAUGUAUCCUUGCGGCGGCAUAGGAACCACGGAAAACCGCACUUACUGGCCCACGACGGGCGGCGCGCUCGCCUUCCAGCCCGGCUGGUUCAGAGGCCACUCCCAGGCCGUCAUCUACGUCAACCUCGGCUUUGGCACCGACGGGCCCGACCACGGCCCCGACAACAUGUCCAACCCCAUGGUCCACCCCUUCACCAUCCAGGGCCCUACCAACAAUCCGUACCCUGGCACCGUCUGCCUCCCUCAGGUCCCCUUGCCCGUCAACGCCUCCGUCAAGCCCGGCGACCUGGCCACCAUCCAGCUCGUCGAGCUUGCCCAGCACGGAGCCGCUUUGUACUCGUGCGUCGACAUCGUCUUCGCCGAGCCCGGCGACCCCAAGAUAGCCGAGGUCAACGAGACAAACUGCUUCAACUCGACCGACAUUGGCUUUGCUGACAUGUACACCACUGUCACCAAGAUAUCUGGCAGCGACACCUACAUCAAGUCCGGCGCCGGGUCCCUACGACACCUCAGCUGGAUGGGCUACGUGCCGCUGGCCGUUGCCGCCUUGUUGGUCGGCCUGUGA
Metarhizium album ARSEF 1941 is the source of this 690-nucleotide messenger RNA. RefSeq lists its product as uncharacterized. The record is from RefSeq and is a predicted model, not a curated record. The coding region runs from base 1 to 690 and encodes 229 amino acids. Lineage: Eukaryota; Fungi; Ascomycota; Sordariomycetes; Hypocreales; Clavicipitaceae. The transcript has 3 exons.